AUGCCCAUGGUUGUGUACUCAAAACAGCUGCUGAUGGUGGUUAUUACAGUCUUUUUGGUAAAAGCAGCAACUCAGCAGCUACUAUCUCUGCCAAACUGUCCAACAAAGUGUGGCUCUGUCACCAUUCCCUUCCCAUUUGGAAUCACCAAGGAUUGUUCCUUGGACAACACUUUUCUCAUCAAUUGCAACAAAACAUCUUCAACUUCAACCUCCACACAUGUACCUUCCUUGCCACAGAAUAAUCAAAGUGUAUUAAACAUCUCACUGGACGGUGAACUGCACGUUGCAUGGCCAGUAGCCAGUGAUUGCUAUGCUGAAAAGAGCGAACCUGUGAACCAAACAUAUUGGGGUAUCAACAUGACGCAUUUUCCCAUCUCAUCGACUCGAAACAAGUUAAUUGCAGUUGGUUGUGACACGGUUGCAUUCCUCGCAACAUUUGAUUCUGGGGGAAACAACUACAGCACAGGAUGUGUGGCUUUGUGUAGCAGGCUUAGUGAUAUAAUGGCCAAUGAAUCUUGCACCGGCACUGGUUGUUGUGAGAUUUCAAUACCCAAAGGUCAUGUGUUCACAAAAUUAUCCUAUUCUUCUGGUGGUUUAUUCAACAAUCACUCAGCUGUACAUGACUUCAAUCCAUGUGGUUAUGCUUUUUUGGUUGAAAAUGGAGCCUACAGCUUCGAAUCCACAGACCUUCUCAAGUUGGAGAAGGAGGAGUUUCCAGUGUUGUUGAACUGGGCAGUAGGGAACCUAACAUGCCAGCAAGCUCAGAAGGAUCUUUCAAAUUAUGCCUGUAAGGACAACACAAGUACAUGUUACGAUGCAACCGAGAGACCUGGUUACCUUUGCAGAUGCUUUCAUGGAUAUCAGGGAAAUCCUUACCUCAUUCAUGGUUGCCAAGAUAUUAAUGAAUGCAUUGAGUACAAUGACUGUGUUGAGGGGGCAACGUGCAUCAAUCUUCCUGGAAGCUACCAUUGUUUAUGUCCAGCGGAAUAUGAGGGAAACGGGAAGAUGAAUGGAACAAGAUGCAGUCCAAAAUCGAACACCAAAUCAAGGAAAGAGAUCAUAUUGAUCAUUGCAUUGAGUCUCAGCAUAAGCCUCGUUGCACUACUGGUCGGAAGCUUUUAUGCUUAUUUGGUAAUGAAGAAAAGGAAGCUCAUUAAACUUAAAGAACAAUUUUUUCAACAAAAUGGUGGCUUACACUUGCAACAACAACUAGUGAGGCAUGGAGGGUCAACUGAAACAGCUAGAGUCUUCACUGUUGAGGAGCUAAACAAAGCAACCAACAACUUCGACGAAAGAAAGAUCCUAGGCCAAGGUGGUCAGGGAACAGUUUACAAAGGAGUUUUACAAGAUAAAAGAAUUGUAGCAAUAAAGAAGUCCAAAAUCAGUGACCCAAACCAAAUUGAGCCGUUCAUCAAUGAAGUGAUAGUGCUUUCCCAAAUCAACCAUAGAAAUGUGGUAAAGCUCUUGGGUUGUUGUUUAGAAACAGAAGUUCCCUUGCUUGUUUAUGAAUUCAUUCCCAAUGGAACAGUUCAUGAUCAUCUUCAUGGUCAAAACCAAACUUUAAAGCUUACAUGGAAAACAAGACUAAGAAUAGCAAAAGAAACUGCUGGAGUCCUAGCAUACUUGCAUUCUACUGCUUCUACACCAAUCAUACAUAGAGAUGUGAAAUCUACAAAUAUACUUCUAGAUCGCAAUCUCACCGCAAAGGUUUCUGACUUUGGAGCUUCUAGGAUUGUUCCUCUUGAUCACAGUCAGAUAACCACUCUAGUGCAGGGAACAUUGGGGUAUCUUGACCCAGAAUAUUUCCACACAAGCCACUUAACAGAGAAGAGUGACGUCUAUAGCUUUGGGGUUGUCCUCGCAGAGCUACUUACGGGAAAGCAGGCACUGUCUUUUAACAGGCCAGAGGAAGAUAGAAACCUUGCAGUGUACUUUGUUUCUUCAAUGAAAGAGGGUUGGUUACAUCAUAUUUUGGACACAAAUAUAGAUGAGGCGAAUAUUGAGCAACUAAAGGAAGUAGCCCAUAUUGCAGAAAGGUGUUUAAGGGUGAAUAGUGACGAAAGACCUACCAUGAAAGAAGUGGCAAUGGAACUAGAGGGAAUAUUAGUGAUUGAAGAGCACAGUUGGGGAAGUGGCAAUUUAUCUUCAGAAGAGACUGAUAACUUGCUAAGAACAGUGCCGUCCAUCAACGGUGAAGACGGAGUCUAUGGAAGUGGCACUAAUUGUUCUGACUCAUAUAGCACGAACCAGAUGUCGAUGUCAACGAUUGGUGGAAGAUGAUUAGAAUUGAUAUUAAUACUCAGGAUUUGAUUUUAAUCUAUCUUCAUUGUAAUGGUGUAAAUACAGUGUAUGUUGUAUUUCCUCUACUGUAUUGGACAUGACAUUCAUUUCUCUAUCACUAUCGGUUCAAAAUUUUCUUAUUGUUUCUCUUACAGUCUUCCUCCAACUUAAUAUUGCGAAAAAGACUUUGCGGCUGA
Trifolium pratense (red clover) is the source of this 2477-nucleotide messenger RNA. Its product is annotated as putative wall-associated receptor kinase-like 16. The transcript is spliced from 3 exons. Bases 1 to 2280 code for a protein of 759 amino acids. The record is from RefSeq and is a predicted model, not a curated record. Gene Ontology annotation, biological process: protein phosphorylation; cell surface receptor signaling pathway. Gene Ontology annotation, molecular function: ATP binding; polysaccharide binding; protein serine/threonine kinase activity. Lineage: Eukaryota; Viridiplantae; Streptophyta; Magnoliopsida; Fabales; Fabaceae. Gene Ontology annotation, cellular component: plasma membrane.